Molecule: messenger RNA, 1039 nt
Organism: Punica granatum (pomegranate)
Lineage: Eukaryota; Viridiplantae; Streptophyta; Magnoliopsida; Myrtales; Lythraceae
Source: RefSeq, a predicted model, not a curated record
UUCUUUGAAACCCAGCCUUGAACUACUCUUCUUCUAUUUAUUGAUCAUAUUCAUAGCACCCACCUACUGGGUCCGGCCUUGGGGUUGAUAUUUAUGCUUCUGCUGCCAUUAGUGAGACUGAGAGCGAGACAGACGGACAGACGGACGGACGGACAGACAGAGAUGUGUACAUUGGAGAAGAGGGGCAAUGUCUUUGUGCUUGCGAUCACCGGCCCCGGCGAGCACAGGCUGAACCCCACCCUCGUCGGCUCCCUCCGGUCUGCCCUUUGCCGUGUCCGCGAAGAGCCUAAUUGCUCCGCCCUUGUCACCACCGCCGAAGGCAAGUUCUUCUCCAACGGCUACGACCUCUCCUGGGCCCAGAACCACCGCGACCGCCUCGAGCUCAUGUCGUCCGAGCUCCGGGCCCUCGUCCGCGACCUCAUAUCCCUUCCCAUGCCUACCAUCGCCGCCGUCACCGGCCAUGCUUCCGCAGCCGGCCUCAUCCUUGCGCUGAGCCACGACUACGUCCUGAUGAGGAAGGAUCGGGGGUUUCUUUACAUGAGUGAGGUGGACAUCGGCCUCGUGCUCGCCAAUUGGUUCGUGACGCUGAUCAGGAGCAAGAUCGGGUCGCCGGCGGCAAGGCGCGAGAUGUUGAUGAAGGCGGCGAAGCUGACUGCCGCGCAGGGGGCGGCGAUGGGGAUCAUCGACUCGGUUCACGACGGCCCGGAGGAGACGAUCCGCGCCGCCAUUAGGCUUGCCGAGGAGCUGGUCGUGAGGGAAUGGGACGGACACGUGUACGCCGCUAAUAGGAUGGUGGUCCUGAGGGAAGUCUUGGAUUCUCUCGGCUCCGAUGAGGCCGUAGAAGCCGCGGCUAACCGGGCCAGCUCGAAGCUCUAGCCUGGUUGGGCUUUUACUUUUUGGGCCGAAGGCAUUGGACCCAAAAUUACCUUAUGUUAUAUUAACCCUGUAAUUCUGACCUAUCUAUCAAAUGUGUCAUUAUAAAUCAAAUCCUUUCACGAAUGAAAAUAAAAUAUGAAAUCACCUUAAAUUUUUUUUUUUA